AUGAUUGAGCGUACGCCUUUUAUAUCUUUGGGACGUUAUCGAUAUUUGCGGACGCUGUUUUUGAUAAAACGUGUGAGUUCAGGAAUACUUGCUGCAGGGCUUUCAGGGCUUUUUGUGUUUUAUUAUACGGAUUCUCGUGCAGGAAUUCAUACGUAUGGAACGAACUUUGUGCUACGUACUUUUUUUCCGGCAGAAAUAGGACAUCAGAUUGCUUUGAAGGUUCUUCAAUGGGGAUUGGGGCCAUGGGAUAAGAAAACAGAUGAUACAGCAUUAAUGCUGAAUAUUUGGGGGCGUACGGUGUCAAAUCCUGUGGGACUUGCAGCGGGGAUGGAUAAGCAAGGAGAGGCUAUAGAUGGGCUGUUAGAUCUUGGAUUUGGGUGCAUUGAGAUUGGGACAGUGACACCGCGUGCUCAACCGGGAAACCCACCGCCUCGUUUUUUCCGUUUGAACAAGGAUGCUGCAGCAAUUAAUCGGUAUGGAUUUAAUUCCGAUGGCUAUGAUAUCGUAAUACGGCGUUUGCACAAUCGGAUUCUUAAAUAUGCAGCUGAUCAUUGUCCUGAGUUGAGGAAAAUGUCUAUUUCCCAACUAGCACAGCUAGCCAAGAGCGUAGAAUCAAUAAAUUUUUUGGAUAUUCCAAAAAGUCUUAGGAGAAAUAAGCUUCUAGCGAUUAAUCUUGGAAAAAAUAAGGAUUCAGAUGAAAUAAAUGAUUAUGUAAAGGGUAUACGUCGUUUGGGGCCGUAUGCAGAUAUUUUAGUAAUGAAUAUAUCAAGUCCCAAUACACCGGGGUUACGGCAACUCCAACAAAAGGAUUCCCUUGAAGCGCUUUUGUUAGCGGCUAUUCAAGAACGUGAUCUUUUAUCUGAUCCAAAACCUGCUUUAUGUAUUAAAAUAGCACCUGAUUUAAAUGACUCUGAAUUAGAUGAUAUUGUUGAUGUUAUUAAAAGGAUACCAAUUGAUGGAAUAAUUGUCUCAAACACUACAAUACAAAGGCCAAAGAGCCUUAAGGAUGAUCGGUUUAUACAUGAACAAGGCGGCCUUUCAGGGCCUCCUUUAAAACCAUUGGCUCUUAAUAUUUUAAGAGCUUUACGGAGAAAGUUACCUAAAGAUUUUAUUAUUAUAGGUUGUGGCGGGAUUUCAUCAGGAAAGGAUGCUGUGGAGUAUGCUCGUGCUGGUGCUUCUUUAGUUCAAUGUUAUACUGCCUUUGGGAAAGUUAUAUUUGAUGAAAUUUACAAUGAAUUAAAAGGGAAAAAAUGGGUAGACAUUAUUGGUAUAGAUGAAAUAAAGGAUAAUUGA
This is a messenger RNA of Pneumocystis jirovecii RU7, 1293 nucleotides long. RefSeq names its product dihydroorotate dehydrogenase (fumarate). The record is from RefSeq and is a predicted model, not a curated record. The transcript has 7 exons. Gene Ontology annotation, molecular function: dihydroorotate dehydrogenase activity. Gene Ontology annotation, biological process: pyrimidine ribonucleotide biosynthetic process; 'de novo' pyrimidine nucleobase biosynthetic process. Gene Ontology annotation, cellular component: mitochondrial inner membrane; cytoplasm. The coding region runs from base 1 to 1293 and encodes 430 amino acids. NCBI's taxonomy places the organism in Eukaryota, Fungi, Ascomycota, Pneumocystomycetes, Pneumocystales, Pneumocystaceae.